AUGGAUAAUGCUUUCAAGGCAGCAGGCAAUCUGCUUCCGUAUCAUCUUCUCGCUUAUGGCGCCCUUCUCGGGACUGAGCUCUUUCAGGCGAGACCCAGCUUUUUCAACACCAAGAUAUGUUACAGGGCACUUCCAAUGAAAGAGUUUAUUGCGCUUCAGAAGCAACUCUUCCCGGUGUACUUCAAGACACAGGUUGGGCUCGCAGCACUCACAGCCGCAACACACCCACCAUAUAGCAUCUUCUCCUUGAUUCAGGAUCCAUGGAGUGUGGGGUCUCUUGCGAUCGUCGGGAUGACUGGGUGUUUGAACUGGUUUAUAUAUGGACCAAGAACCAUCACUGCUUCGCUAGUGAGAAGAGCACUUCAAGGUAAGAUGAGCGAUAUCCCCGAUUCAGAUCCAGACGCUUCGAGGAUCCACCGAGCUGAUCGCAGCUUCACGCGAAACCAUGCCAUGGCGGUCCAUUUGAAUGCAAUCUCGAUAAUAGCCACGAUACUGUAUGGGUUCUCACUGUCAGCGAGAGUUAUGGAAGCUCGAAGUGCGCAGUGA
This is a messenger RNA of Penicillium olsonii, 546 nucleotides long. The record is from the annotation of a GenBank genome assembly. Lineage: Eukaryota; Fungi; Ascomycota; Eurotiomycetes; Eurotiales; Aspergillaceae.